UAGGCGCGCCCGAAGGCAAGCUAAAGCCGGCUAAAUGUCGUUUCUGGUUAGAAAAUGCGCGCUUUUCUAAAUCUGACUACGACAAUGUACCUUGCGGCAGUUGUCCUACCGCUCGUCCUAGCCUUCCCGGCGGUUAAAGGCCCUAGGUAUAGGGAGGAAGGAGGCCUGUUCAGUGCUAAAGGUAUUGUAGAUGUACAGGAUCGCACCAUAUGGAUACGGCAACCGACGUCGGAAUACACGCGAUUAAACGAUGGGGAACAGAGAAGCUGCAAGACGGUGAAGAGAAGCAUACAUGAGGUGGAUGACGAGAUAUCCAACCUUUCGUACUGUCUCCCGCAUGGCACUUGUGAAGGCCACUGCGGCGAACCCGACCCAAGCAACCUGUACUACCAGUCGUAUUUCAACUGCCGUUGUGACAUGGACUGUGAGAUUUUCCAGGACUGCUGUCCCGACUACUCCACGGUCUGUGCCCAUCACCACGCCGAGGAAGGGUCGGGCAACUCGGACCCUUCAGCCGCGGACAGACAAGACGAGGCAGGAGGUGCUGAAGGGAGUCCGCCUUUAGAAAAUUUCGACUGUGUCAAGAUUUCUGGCUAUUACCAAGACACGUACUGGGUGGUUACGCAAUGCCACCCGAGCUGGACGGACGGGGACAUACGGAGGCAGUGCGAAGACACCGACAACAUGGACUUUCUUUCCGUGUUUCCCGUCACGGGGGAAGACGGCUUUACGUAUAAAAACGCCUUCUGUGCCCAGUGUAACCACAUGAAGAACUUCACCUUCUGGAACGUGUAUGCGGGCUGCAGGGAGAGACCACCCGACAGCCGCGACCCUGCGAUCCUGCCGUCCUACCUGAACCACUCCUGUCUGGUACGCAUACUUCCUGAACGUGCGGAGAGACCGCUCCGCUUCUGCGAGCCGGACCUGGUCACCUCCUGCCCGCCUGACAGUAACUCAACCAUCGCAGAGAUCUGCAAAUCAUACGAGUCUAUCGUAGUAGGUGGGGACUCCAAAGGUCCACUGACUGCAUAUAAAAACAGACACUGUGCCAUUUGUAACGCGGUCCACAAUGAUGAUCUAUUCUGUCCGAUAUGGCGUCGAUAUGGCAACGGCUUUUACUGGACUUUAGGCAUUGACCAAACUUCCUCAAACCUACAAAAUAACCGACGGGUGAGCCUCGGUGAGUCCGGAACGUCCAUGGACAUGGACUUUAGCGGCCCCUUAGGGUGGCUACCCGCGGCUUUUUCCGUGCUCAUGGACUUCGACCCAGUGCGGGGAGAGAGCUCUUUCACAUACACCGAUCUCACCAACCCGGCGGCUGACGAAGACGUAGAGAUGGUGACGUGCCAGGCUGGCCAGAUCUACGACCCCUUCCUGGCCAUCUGCAGGUCCGUGUUUUGCGGCGAGGGCUUCUCGUACGACUUCUGGAACAAGAUGUGCGUCUCUAACCAGAACAGUAGUCAUGUCUUGCAAACUAUACACAUAACACUGACCAUCCAGAUUCAGACGUACUCGUCCCUUGUGAACGAAGAACUCGAGCAUCAAGUCAUCGGAGCCGUAACCGGUCUCUUCAACAUCAGUCAAGCAGGACUACAGUCCAUCAAUGUGAACAUCGACAGUCCUUGGCAGCAGGUUAACACCAGUGCAUCUUCGGGCGAAAGAAUUCCGCCAGACAGCAAUGUCCAAAACGGUCCUGUAGGAGAAUCCUUCUUCAGUAUGACGUUUUCCUUAGAAAUACCAAUAACUGAUAAUUUUAUGAAUGGCAACUAUAGCUAUUUCUUAGACAACCUGUAUGCAAAUCUUGAGGACUUUGACUUCUACAUUGCCGGCGUUCCAGUCAACGCCAUCGACUCCAGGGAAGACGUCGAUGUUGACUCAUUCCAAUGCCGAAACGGAACCAUACCAAGGGUAUACGACUUCAUGGACUUCGUUUUCAUGACCGACCAAGAAAACAACACCAUUCUACAUGUCAACUCCACGUGCAAGUCAUUUUCCGAAGACGAGUUCACAGUGUAUUCCGUCAGCAUGCAUGCCUCCAAGUUCGGAGAACUGACGACCCAAAUCGCGCAAGUUCUCGUGUGCGUGGACGAGACUUCCUGCCCUAUAGUUCCCCUGAACCAGUCUGAGUACCAGCUUCUCCCGAACAAUUCUCUCCUGUAUCUUUCCUGUGCCUACGGAGACCAUCUUGUGCCUCCAAGUGACUAUUGCAUCAUCAAUGGACACCCGCAUGUCGUGUUCUGUGAAAACAGUACUGCGGAUUCCGGGGUAGACUACCAACCUGUAGAGGCCCCGACCGCCAUCACAGCAGACAGGGUCGUGACGUUUGUAGCCAUGGUGGUGUCUCUCACAACCCUGGCCGCGACUAUCGUGACGUACCUCCUCUUCUCGUCCCUCCGAACUCUCCCAGGACUGACCAUUUUGAACCUCUCCACCUCCUUGUUCCUCUCCCAGGUCGUAUUCCUGUCGUCUGUAAACAGAGAAAACAUCUCCAGCGACCUGCUUUGCAAGGUGACAGGCAUGGGCAUCCACUACCUGUAUCUGACGUCUUUCUUCUGGAUGAACGUCACUGCCUUCAUGGUGUACAAGACCUUUGUGGUGGAGAAAACUAUCAUCGUUCGCUGCAGGUCAGACCACAUGAGGAAGGCGCUUCGCUACAUGGUGUACGCGUGGGGAUGUCCUCUCAUCAUCGUCUCUAUCUGCGCAGUGCUGGAGUUUGUGGACGUUGGCCCUCUAAAAGAUGUCGGGUUUGGGUAUGGAGGCACGGUGACGUGCUGGAUAUCACAGCUGUAUCCCCUCAUCUUCGCCUUCUUCGUCCCGCUGGCCAUCAUCAUCGUGGCCAACGCCAUUUUGUUCAUCAUCACCGUCAUCUCCAUCAACAGGACCCGCUCCGUGCAGGGUAAGAACGCCCGUCAGAACGUCAAAGUGUACGUACGCCUGUCCACGGUGAUGGGCUUCACAUGGAUCUUCGGCUUCUUGGCUGUCGUCGUCAACGCUCGGAUCAUCACAGAAAUCCUGUGGUUCCUCUUCAUCAUCUUCAACUGCCUUCAGGGUGUCUUUCUCUUCAUCGCUUUCGUCUGCAACACGAGAGUGCUGAACCUGUACAAGAAGAGGCUGGGCCUGAAGCGUAAGGGUGGCCAGUUGGUGAGAGGCAUGAGCACCCCGCCAUGCAGUCCCAUCAAGAAGUCCCCCACUGAAACCACUUUGGUUCCGUCCACUCCCCCUGUUUCCAUCAACACAAUCUCCGAGAAAUGCAUGAAAAAAUCGCCGAGUCAGACUUUUCUGAUUCCCCCGUGUUCCUUCGAGUUUGAACCAACACCUCUGUACCCCCCUCCCCAGGAGAACGAAGAAGACAUUGUCACCAGGCUUUAAUUAUCUAAACAAAGGAACGAAACAAAAACGAAUUUCUGCGAUGACAGUACUGGAGCUCAUUUGA
This is a messenger RNA of Branchiostoma floridae (Florida lancelet), 3433 nucleotides long. RefSeq lists its product as uncharacterized. Bases 55 to 3369 code for a protein of 1104 amino acids. Gene Ontology annotation, cellular component: membrane. Gene Ontology annotation, biological process: G protein-coupled receptor signaling pathway; cell surface receptor signaling pathway. The transcript has 6 exons. The record is from RefSeq and is a predicted model, not a curated record. Gene Ontology annotation, molecular function: G protein-coupled receptor activity. NCBI's taxonomy places the organism in Eukaryota, Metazoa, Chordata, Leptocardii, Amphioxiformes, Branchiostomatidae.